CACUUUCGAGUAAAACGCUUCGAGACGCCUUCUUUCUCGUCGCAAACCCCACAAUGGCUCUGCGGAUAUCUUGUUCUCGCGCUGCAAAGCGUGCCACCUCCAUCACACCCGCCACCUCCGUCCUCUCAUCCUACAGCGCGCAAUGGAGGAGAGGCAAUGCUACGGUUGCCCCAUCGCCGGUUAAGCCCGGAUCAAAGGGGCCUACCGCCAUGGUGUUCAUGAACAUGGGUGGGCCAUCAACUACGGAUGAGGUCCAUGGUUUCCUCAGCAUGUUGUUUGCCGACAAAGAUCUGAUCCCCCUUGGACCCCUCCAAAAUUACAUUGGACCGUACAUUGCUCGGAGAAGAACACCAAAGAUCCAAAAGCAGUAUGCAGAAAUUGGCGGAGGAUCGCCCAUCAGGAAAUGGUCUGAACACCAAGCUGCAGAGAUGUGCAAGAUUCUCGACAAGACCUCGCCCGAGACAGCGCCGCACAAGCCCUACGUCGCUUUUCGCUACGCCAAUCCCCUCACUGAAGACACAUACAAGCAGCUGCUUGCUGAUGGAUUUGGUGGUGGCAAGGGUGGCCGCGCUGUAGCCUUCACGCAAUACCCACAAUACUCGUGUUCUACAACUGGUUCUUCGCUCAACGAGCUCUGGAAGUGGAGGACAAGGUUAGAAGGCAAGCGCACCGGUGGAGAGACUGGCCAAGAAGUUGAGCCCGAGGGCGCAAUCAAGUGGAGUGUGAUUGAUCGAUGGCCUGCCCACCCAGGUCUCGUCGAAGCAUUCGCUCAGCUCAUCGAGAAGAAGCUUGCCGAAUACCCGCCUGAGCGCAGGGACGGCGUUGUCAUUCUCUUCUCGGCGCACAGUCUGCCCAUGACUGUGGUGAACCGCGGCGAUCCAUACCCCUCUGAGGUUGCAGCCACUGUCUACGCCGUCAUGCAGCGCCUUGGUAUGAAGUACAAAUACCGCCUCGUAUGGCAGUCGCAAGUCGGUCCACAGCCAUGGCUCGGCGCGCAGACUUCGGAUACGGUCAAGGAGUACAUGAAGAAGGGACAGAAGGACUUGCUGCUUGUUCCCAUUGCAUUCACCAGCGACCACAUCGAGACACUGUAUGAGCUCGACAAGGAGGUUAUUGGCGAGGAUGCCGAAGGCCACGAGGGCGUCAAGCGCGUGGACAGCCUGAACGACAACCGUGUCUUCAUUGAGGCACUGGCAGAUAUUGCAAAGACACAUUUGCAGAGCGGCCAGGCUUGCAGCCCUCAGAUGACGCUGAGGUGUCCCAAGUGCACGAGCGAGAGGUGUCUGGCACAGAAGGAAUUUUUCGCGAGCCAGGCGCAACACAUUGAUCCUCCUACAGCAUAGUUCAUGGCACGAGAUGCCGGUGUAAAUAUGUAUUAGUAACUGUCAUUGCUCAAAAUGAUAUGUC
Exserohilum turcica Et28A is the source of this 1407-nucleotide messenger RNA. RefSeq lists its product as uncharacterized. The record is from RefSeq and is a predicted model, not a curated record. The transcript is spliced from 2 exons. Lineage: Eukaryota; Fungi; Ascomycota; Dothideomycetes; Pleosporales; Pleosporaceae. Gene Ontology annotation, molecular function: protoporphyrin ferrochelatase activity. Bases 54 to 1343 code for a protein of 429 amino acids. Gene Ontology annotation, biological process: heme biosynthetic process.